Molecule: messenger RNA, 4576 nt
Organism: Corylus avellana
Lineage: Eukaryota; Viridiplantae; Streptophyta; Magnoliopsida; Fagales; Betulaceae
Product: leucine--tRNA ligase, cytoplasmic
Biological process (GO): leucyl-tRNA aminoacylation
Molecular function (GO): leucine-tRNA ligase activity; ATP binding; aminoacyl-tRNA deacylase activity
Source: RefSeq, a predicted model, not a curated record
UAAAAAAAACGUGUUUACGCUUGGUGAACCCUAGCCGCGCCGGACAUUAAAAAGAAAGGUGAAGUCGUCUCAUCAGCCUCUCGUCUCAGCCACAGAUUUUGUUCCUUGGUGUUCUCCAUUUUCGAGUAGCUGCUACGUUGAUGAUCAAGCGUCGGCUGAUAUAAAGCGGAGUUGUUUGGCCUCCAAGAAACCCCGCUUUCCCACUGGCUUUCCCUCUCCUCCGUCAAAACUUACCCAAGUCUCCCCGUACACUUUGCGUAUCGUUUCUGAGCCAGAGUUUCUGUCAACGCUGCGACAUGGCAGCUGAGGGUGGGAAAAGCUUUGCUAGGAGGGACCGUCUCCUGCAGAUUGAGCAUGAUGUUCGAGAAUGGUGGGAGAAAGAAGAUAUUUUCAGGGCUGAAUCUUGUGAAAGACCUCCUGAACCGGGUGAGAAGUUCUUUGGCAACUUCCCCUAUCCUUAUAUGAAUGGGUAUUUGCAUCUUGGACACGCUUUCUCACUUUCAAAGCUAGAAUUUGCUGCUGCUUAUCAUAGACUAAGAGGUGCCAAUGUGCUCUUGCCUUUUGGUUUCCAUUGCACUGGCAUGCCCAUCAAGGCCUCAGCUGAUAAACUUGCACGUGAAAUCCAACAAUUUGGGAAUCCACCAACAUUUCCCCUUGAAUUGGAUGAGGAAGUACACAUCUCACAAGAAUCUGAGGAUGCAAAUGAAGGUGCACCGCCAGAUAAAUUCAAGGGCAAGAAGUCCAAAGCUGCGUCAAAGUCAAGUGGUCAGGCAUUCCAGUGGGAGAUUAUGCGUAGUUUUGGCCUCUCUGAUAGUGAGAUAUCUAAUUUCCAGAAUCCACAUAAUUGGUUGAGCUACUUUCCUCCAUUGGCCAAGGAGGACCUUAAAGCUUUUGGCUUGGGUUGUGACUGGAGACGCUCCUUUAUCACUACUGACAUGAACCCGUUUUACGAUUCCUUUGUGAGGUGGCAGAUGAGGAAGUUAAAAUCCAUGGGGAAGAUUGUGAAAGAUGUCAGAUACACCAUAUAUUCUCCCCUAGAUGGCCAGCCAUGCGCAGAUCAUGAUAGGGCUAGUGGUGAAGGAGUUCAGCCUCAAGAGUACACUCUCAUUAAGAUGGAGGUGUUGUCGCCUUUUCCCCCUAAACUAGGAGUGCUAGAAGGGAGAAGAGUUUUCUUGGCGGCUGCAACUUUGAGACCAGAGACUAUGUAUGGGCAAACAAAUGCAUGGGUAUUGCCUGAUGGGAAGUACGGGGCAUUUGAAAUUAAUGACACAGAAGUGUUUAUUGUCACACAAAGAGCUGCCCUUAACCUUGCAUAUCAGAACUACUCUAGAAUCCCAGAGAAACCUACAUGCUUGGUUGAGCUGACUGGUUAUGAUUUGAUUGGCCUCCCAUUAAGGUCCCCUCUUUCGUUCAAUGAGAUCAUAUAUGCUCUUCCCAUGUUGACCAUCCUGACAGACAAAGGUACCGGCAUUGUCACUAGUGUUCCCAGUGAUGCUCCUGAUGAUUACAUGGCCUUGCAUGAUUUAAAAUCAAAACCACCUCUUAGGGCAAAGUAUGGUGUGAAGGAUGAAUGGGUAUUGCCGUUUGAGAUUAUUCCCAUAAUUGACAUUCCCGAAUUUGGAGAUAGGGCUGCAGAAAAAGUUUGCAAGGAUCUGAAAAUCAAAAGCCAGAAUGAAAAGGAGAAGCUUGCAGAAGCCAAGAAGUUGACAUACUUAAAGGGGUUUACUGAGGGAACAAUGGUUGUUGGUGAGUUUUCAGGGAGAAGAGUCCAGGAAGCAAAGCCAUUGAUCAGGAGCAAACUUUUAGAGAUUGGCCUGGCAAUCAUGUAUAGUGAACCUGAGAAGCGGGUGGUAUCAAGGUCUGGUGAUGAAUGUGUUGUGGCACUUACAGAUCAAUGGUACAUUACAUAUGGGGAACCAGAAUGGCAGAAGUUGGCUGAGGAAUGCCUGUCCACCAUGAAUCUAUUUUCUGAUGAGACACGACAUGGAUUUGAGCACACUUUGGGCUGGCUGAAUCAGUGGGCUUGCUCGCGAUCAUUUGGGCUUGGGACGCGAAUCCCUUGGGAUGAACAAUACCUUGUUGAGUCACUGUCUGAUUCCACUAUCUACAUGGCUUAUUACACCGUUGCCCACCUGUUACAGAACGGGGACAUAUAUGGGUCUGAUACAUCUCUCAUAAAGCCAGAACAAAUGACGGAUGAGGUCUGGGAUUUUCUUUUCUGUGGUGGGCCAUACCCAAAAUCAUCUGAUAUUUCUUCAUCUAUUCUUAAUAAGAUGAAGCAGGAGUUUGAAUAUUGGUACCCGUAUGAUGUUCGAGUCUCUGGUAAGGAUCUCAUCCAGAAUCAUCUGACCUUCUCCAUCUACAACCACACAGCAAUCAUGCCCAAGAAUCACUGGCCUCGGGGGUUUAGAUGCAAUGGGCACAUCAUGCUCAAUUCUGAGAAGAUGUCCAAGUCUACAGGGAAUUUCAGGACCUUGCGCCAGGCAAUUGAGGAGUUUUCUGCUGAUGCUACACGAUUCUCUUUGGCUGAUGCUGGUGAUGGUGUUGAUGAUGCAAAUUUUGUAUUUGAGACUGCUAAUGCUGCUAUCUUACGACUUACUAAAGAGAUUUCAUGGAUGGAAGAAGUUCUGGCAGCAGAGUCUUCUUUGAGAACAGGUCCCCCAUCUACUUAUGCUGAUCGGGUGUUUGCAAAUGAGAUAAACAUUGCUGUCAAAAUGACUGAGCAGCAUUACCAUAAUUACAUGUUCCGCGAAGCUCUCAAGACUGGAUUUUUUGAUCUUCAAGCUGCCAGGGAUGAGUACAGGUUCUCAUGUGGUGCUGGGGGCAUGAACUAUGAUUUGGUUUGGCGUUUUAUGGAUGUGCAGACACGGCUUAUCACUCCAAUCUGUCCUCACUAUUCAGAGUAUGUUUGGAGGAAGCUUUUGAAGAGGAAUGGGUUUGUUCUGAAGGCUGGAUGGCCUGUAGCUGAUGCUCCAGACCUAACCCUUAAGAGUUCCAACAAGUAUUUGCAAGAUUCGAUUGUUUUGAUGAGAAAGCUACUUCAGAAACAAAUAUUAGGUUCAAGGAAAGCCAAUAAGACUGGUGCUCCAGUCACAUCACUGACUGAAGACAACAAGCUAACAGGCUUGAUAUAUGUGAAUGAACAAUUUGAUGGAUGGAAAGCAGAGUGCUUGAUGAUAUUGCAAAGCAAAUUUGACAGGAAGUCUCAUACCUUUGCUCCAGAUAAGGAGAUACUUGAGGCACUGAAGAAUAGUUCUGUUGGUCAGGCCAAAGAUUUCAAGCAAACCCAAAAGCUGUGUAUGCCUUUCUUGAGGUUCAAAAAGGAUGAGGCAGUUGCACUUGGAGUCCAGGCUUUGGAGUUGAGGCUACCAUUUGGAGAGAUUGAGGUCCUCCAGGAGAACUUGGACUUGAUUAAGAGACAACUUAGUCUUGAAGAGGUGGAGAUUUUGUCUGCAACCGACCCCAAUGCUCCUGCUAAAGCUGGUCCUCUUGCAUCACUACUAAAUCAGAAUCCUCCAACCCCUGGAAAUCCAACUGCCAUAUUCUUGAAUAGGCAUCCUCUUCUGCCUUGAUUGUCUGGUUGAGGAUAGAGGAAAAGUAGUUACGGAAGCUGCAUCCCUGACAAGGAAGUCAUGUUUCAAUUUUUACCAUCCAUAUUCUCAGCAAUCAGAAAGAAGAGUUUUACUGUCUUCUUUAUUUUAAGAAAUAGUGGAAUCAAAGAAUCUGGCAAGUUGACAACAUUUAACGGAAAACAUCUGUUCUGGCAAUUCAGUUUAUAAAUCUUGAUGUGAAAUAAAAUGUUGCCAGCUUUUAGCUCGUGGUUCCAUCUUUAUGCUAUCUCUAUUGUUGCCUUUGUUUUUGACAUCUUAUCUUUCCAUCUAAAGUUUUUCUCAAGUCCUUUUACACUCAGCUGAAUGAUGUUUGAAUUUGUGCCUCUUUGUUUUACUAAAAUCCUUAAUAUGUCUGGGUACCAGAUCAGAGACAGAAAAAUUGGUUUUUGGGUGAUAACUGUAGGACCGAGAGCGUGGUUUUGAUUUUCACAUGUUGGACAGCUGCAUUGUUGUUUUCUCUGUGACCACCCCAUGAAAUUCGUCAGAUGUCAAAUCGUUACUCUAAUCAUCUCUAGUUUGCUAACUGUAAUUUUUAGGCAGAUGCUCAUAAUUUACUCAUUCUUUCAGAUAUGAUAGUUCUGUCACAUGCCUAUGAAAUUGUACAACAUCAUCAAUGUACUUGGCAUCUCAUAACAUACUCAUUGUGUUGUUAUCAGAUUGCAUCUCCUCCCCCUAAUAUAAGGAGUGGAGGGUGAAGUCAUGGGUUCAACUCUGUACGAGUGUCGAGUAUUUUUACCUUUAAAAAGAAAGUGAACUUGCUCGUCUUUCAUUGUCCUGUUUCUGCCCAAUUCUGAUAGCAAUAGUUACUCAUGUUCUUCUUUUUGUGUCAAGUCAAUGGUGUUAUGAAAUUCUUUUCCUCGCUUCUCCUGUGUAUUAAUAGGUCCUAGGAAGCACCGGCAGCAAAUUACUUGACCAGGAAGCUGAGGAUCUUGCUUUUCGUGUUGCUUUGGGAGAAAUUCCAAUGA